Molecule: messenger RNA, 1730 nt
Organism: Scleropages formosus (Asian bonytongue)
Lineage: Eukaryota; Metazoa; Chordata; Actinopteri; Osteoglossiformes; Osteoglossidae
Gene: gcdhb
Product: glutaryl-CoA dehydrogenase b
Exons: 12
Coding region: 91-1419 (442 amino acids)
Biological process (GO): fatty-acyl-CoA biosynthetic process; fatty acid beta-oxidation using acyl-CoA dehydrogenase
Cellular component (GO): mitochondrial inner membrane
Molecular function (GO): fatty-acyl-CoA binding; flavin adenine dinucleotide binding; glutaryl-CoA dehydrogenase activity
Source: RefSeq, a predicted model, not a curated record
CUUAGAGACGUCGGUCUUCUGUCAGCAGGGGCUGUGAAAGAAGCGCCUGAUCAAAGAGCUUAUUUACCUAAAAACGGAGUUAGUGCACACAUGGCUUUACGGAGCGCCGCAGUCCGCCUCUUUCUCAGCCCUCGCAGAUGUGCCCUGUCCUCCGCAGUGAGAGCUCAGGGGACAGCAGCGACUGUCCGCACGGAUGCCAAGAAAGGGAGCGAGAAGGAAACAGCCAAAGCACCCAAGGUCCGGUUUAACUGGCUCGAUGCCCUGGAUUUAGAAGGGCAGCUCACCGAGGAGGAGGUGAUGAUCCGAGACUCCUUCCGCACGUACUGUCAGGAAAAGCUCAUGCCGCGCAUCCUGAUGGCCAACAGGAAUGAGGUGUUCCACCGUGAGAUUGUGUCAGAGAUGGGGGAACUGGGAGUUUUAGGCUCCACUAUUAAAGGGUAUGGCUGUGCAGGCGCAAGCUACGUGGCUUACGGCCUAAUCGCAAGGGAGGUGGAGAGGGUAGACAGCGGCUACCGCUCUGUCAUGAGUGUGCAGUCCUCCCUAGUUAUGCACCCCAUCAAUGCAUAUGGUACACAGGAGCAGAAGGAAAAGUACCUGCCGAAACUGGCACGGGGAGAGAUUCUUGGCUGCUUUGGGCUGACAGAACCAAAUCAUGGCAGUGAUCCAGGUAGCAUGGAGACCCGGGCCAAAUACAAUCCCUCCAGUCACUCCUUCACCCUUACGGGCUCCAAGACAUGGAUCACCAACUCCCCAGUGGCAGAUAUCUGUGUGGUGUGGGCCAAGUGUGACGACGGCAAGGUGCGCGGCUUCAUCCUGGAGCGCGGUAUGAAGGGCCUGAGUACUCCAAAGAUCGAGGGCAAGUUCUCCCUACGGGCCUCCCCAACAGGCAUGAUUGUGAUGGACGAUGUAGAAGUCCCAGAGGAGAAUAUGCUGCCAUAUGCCUCUGGACUUGCUGGCCCCUUUGGCUGUCUGAACAACGCCCGUUACGGCAUUGCCUGGGGUGCACUUGGGGCCGCUGAGUUCUGCUUUCAUACGGCCCGUCAGUACACACUGGACAGGAUCCAGUUCGGAGUCCCUCUGGCCAGGAACCAGCUCAUGCAGAAGAAGAUGGCAGACAUGCUGACUGAGAUUACUGUUGGGCUGCAGUCCUGUCUCCAGCUGGGCAGACUUAUGGACAAAAAGACAGCAGCCCCGGAGAUGAUCUCUAUGCUCAAGAGAAACAGCUGCGGCAAAGCUCUGGACAUUGCCCGGCAAGCACGGGACAUGCUUGGUGGUAAUGGCAUUGCAGACGAGUACCACAUCAUCCGUCACGUCAUGAACCUGGAGGCUGUCAAUACGUACGAAGGGACACAUGACAUCCAUGCCUUAAUUUUAGGCAGAGCUAUCACUGGACUACAGUCAUUCACAGUGGAGAAGUAGACGUUAUAUGAAGAUGAGAAUGGCAUUACCACCUGCUCAUUAACAGGAGAUCAGUAUCAAAUUCCUUAGUGCUACUGCAUUAAAAACAAAUUCUGGGAAGUUAAUUUUUCAGUUUAUUGGCAGUAAUUUUGUUCACACUAUGCUGAAUAGAAUGAUUUUAGCGUAAAGUCAUUUAAAGAGAAUACAAAUUAAGAAUGAGCAAGUUUGCAUGAACAUAUGUUUUUGGAUUCUCAUAUUACUACUUUGUUGGCAAUAAUGCUUGCCCCCCCCCCCAAAAAAUGCUGUCAUACUGGAAAAAUAUUACAUUUAAA